Molecule: messenger RNA, 4174 nt
Organism: Trichogramma pretiosum
Lineage: Eukaryota; Metazoa; Arthropoda; Insecta; Hymenoptera; Trichogrammatidae
Exons: 1
Coding region: 276-4109 (1277 amino acids)
Source: RefSeq, a predicted model, not a curated record
GUCGGCUUUCUAUUCUACUCUCCGAAUGUAAACAGAGCGCGUAAGCUCGCACAUUCACGUUACCAAAAUAUCGCCAUAGUCUUCGAUCGUCGAUCGCAAGCGGUUGAAUGAAUAUUUCGCGCGCACGCCCUCGUAAAGCGGGUGAUGAAUUUUUAUAAAAACAACCUAUCGACUAUCCGAAAGUUGUAAACUUUCAUAAAAAUACAUCGUCCGCCAGACACUGCAGCAUCUGUAUAAUUCAAAGUAAAAAGAUUCAUUGAAAUACUUAUACAAGGAUGGGUGACAACACUCCGCAAAGACAGGAUCAGCCCGAGGCCGGAGAAGAAGGAUCGCAAAUUCCGCGUUUCGCGACGCAAGAUCUUCUGCUGAGAUGCCGGAGGUGCGGAGAGAUCGCCCGGCGCACCGGACUGUUCCAGUGCCUGAUCAUCGACAGCUGCCGCGCGGUAUUCCCCGAGAAAGAGUGCAUGAUCGCGCACAUGAAGCUGUCCCACCCCGGAGCGUCGAGGCCUUGCAAGCCCGGACCCUCGACCAUAGUCUGCGUCUCGGCCGGUUGCAAGCAAAAGUUCACGUGCGAGGCCGCCUAUCUCGCGCACCUCGACUCGGUUCACGGCUUGCACAAGUUCUUCUGCGCCGGCUGCCACCUCAUCAUCCAGGCGGACAGGAGGUCCAAGGACCCCUACAAGCACAAGGUCAAGGGAAGCGGCAAAGGAAAAUUCAGAAAGGCCGAAGACUUGACGAGAAGCGAAAAACGAAGGGCCAGCAAGCGGCUCGUUAAACAUUUUGCUCCCAAGACUCUGUUCAAAAGCGAGGAGGAGACAGAGGACGACGACACCGACGAAGAAGAAGAUGAAGAAGAAGAACAACAAAAGAAAGAGGAUCCAGGUAAAUCGAAAACAAAGAAAGUAUUGGACUACGUGGGAUUAACCAACCUUUUCGGAAAAAUGCGGAGAAAACGAACCCACAGUUCCUCGGGACCGGACAGUACAAGCUCGAGUAAAAAUGCGCUCGAUAUAAUUCCGCCAGACAAUCAGUCGCCGCUCAAAGAUACCAUGAGUACGAUUCCGGUAGGCGGUUACCGUGCCGCGGAAUUUCUCAUUCAGAAUCAAGACAAAUUGGCUCCACCGCAGAAACCUCCUGUAACGAGCCCGGCUGGGCCAACGACGGGUCUAUCCGCCGCAGAAUUGAUCAAUCGAGCUCAGAGCCAAGCGCUCAAAGUCACACCCACCAAAAGCUCGCCAGCUCGUUCGUCGCGGUCCACUCCGGGUAAAGCCGAUCAAGCUCGAAGUAUACCGAUGGUUCUCACGCCUACUCAGAGUCCGGUUUCUCAUCGAGCUGCUGCCGCAUCGGCGGAGCCGAAUCGUCCGGCUGAAAAUCCACCGAUGCUACUUACGCCGACUCAGAGUCCGGUUAUUCUGCGGCGAGCUGCUGCUGCGGCGGCGGAACCGAGUCGUCCGGCUCCAGAGCCACCGGUCGGACGCCCGGCAUCGGCCGAUAUGCGCCCGCUGGAAGCUUACCCACACCCUGGCUCGAUCACGUACGUACUGAUCGAAGAUGACUUGUUUCCCCUGAGCCCGAGGUCGAGCGCAUACUACGGUCUCGACACGAGGAGCGGACAUACACCGGCCGAUAAGAGCGGGGCAGUUCAGAGGUAUGCCGAGUCAAAACGUCGGGCGCAACUCGGUGAGUCCAGGCUCAGAGACUUAUUACUUGGGGUCGAUAGUGCGGCUACUACUACUGGCCGGCGUUCGGUAAUUAAAACUCCUAGCCCGGCUCAAGGCCAAGCAGUCAGACCCAAAAUCAGCCCGGACUCCGCAAUCGAAACAACUCCUCCGGUAGUCUCGUCCACUACGAGUCCGGAAAUCGAUAGCACUCCUGGAAAUCAAGGUCUUCCGGCUCGAAGACGUGGAUACCAACUAUCAAGCCCGACGGGACUCACACCCGAGACAAGUCCGGAAAUUACGCACAAGUCUUCGCUAGAAAAUUUGAUGAAAAUGGUCGAUAAGAUACCACUACCCGGUCAGUCCGUACUCAAAAAAGUAAAAUUGUCACCCGGUACGAGUCCGAACCUCAAUCGUCGGCCUACUCUGCCACGGCCGCAACGUCGGGCUCAAGAGCCACGUCGAGCUCAAGAGCAAGCGUACGAGGAUACUCCGGAAUACAAGGAAGAACAACGUCGUAAAAAUAUGACUCCCGAAGAAUUGAGGCAAGCUUUUCUCGAGAAGGUCGAAGUCGAAAAGCGCAAGCUGCAAGAAAACGCCGGCCGGAAAGCCAACAUCUUCGAUGUGUUCGGAGCCAUUAAAAAUGCCGCGAGUACUGUUCCAGGUGGAGAAAGUGUACUUCCAGCUUCUAUAUUGGAAGAGCAUGUCUUGAAAGGGGGGUCGGAUCACACUGGAACGUCUUCGGGCAGAAGCGAAGAAGAAGAGGAAAGAUUUUUCAUUGAACAUUCACGAAAAAAAUUUGAUACGAGUAUGAGUGGCGGAAUUUCUGCGCCUCAAUAUAGCUCGAAAUCCUCCAAGGAAGAUGCACCGCCUGCGCGCAGAGAUUCGCCCGCCAAUCUUUGUGAUUUUGUAGAUAUAACGCCAGCCAUACGGAACCCUUAUCAAUUGCCCGACACUCCCGACGGUUCCGCCAAAGCUUCGUCCGAUGAACAUUCGAGCGGAGAGAGUCCAGCCGCUAGGCCACCAAGAAACAGGGGGCCAGAAAUUCGAGAGCGCGUGAGUAGUUUACCGCCAAAAAUGAGAGCGAAUCCUGAAAUUCUUAAAAAAAUCGAUGAGUUAAUGGAAGAAAAAAAGCGUCUCUUAGAAGAGUUCAACAGGAGAGAAGAUGCUCGAGAUAUUAGUCAAAUGUUGCCUAGAAAUGAUUAUAGGCCACCGGAUUCGAUGCCAUUGGGUAAAUAUUACAAUCCAAGGGACCCCAAAAAUCCCAAAUGGCCGGAAUUUAAAAUACCCAUGUCUAAGCGCGAAAGACAAUUAAGAUCACUGGAUGGAGAUGAGCCGUCCCAGGAAGAAGAAGAACCAGCUCAAGAUGAAAGUUUUGACGUUAGUAUUAUAGAAUACGAUCCGAAAACUUUAAAAUAUGCGCAUUAUAAAGACCAUAGGCGUGCCGAAUAUCCCAUCGACGACGAAGCAACGGUGGAAAAAAGAAAAGAGCAUAAAAACAAAGUGUUCGGUGACGCGCUGAAAAAAGUCCUCAGAAAGGUCUCGAAUAUCAACAUAAAACGAAACCAGGAAAAAGGGGUAAGCAAAAUAGGACAACUAUCGCCAAAAAGCCGCAAGGCGGUCAUCGAUUUGUCGCAAAACGUUUUUGUGCGAGAGGAAGACAUCCAAGUGUCCGUGGAAAACUGCGAAAAAAUGAAGCUCAAAAAGUUGGUGAAGCUAACAGUCCGUGACGUCUUGCACUUGUCUCGGCACAGCUUGGUUCUGCAGGCGAGCAACUACCCAAGAGGCGACAGCGAAUGGGUGGACAAUGUCUUUGAUAACGGCGAGACUGCGACCGCUCGACGAGACGAACAUCGCGAGAAGCCAAAAGGCUCGAAAAAAGAAAAGGCGCGAAAAGCAUGUAGGCGAUCGGCGUCCGAAAGUGCCGCAGCAGACUCGUCUCGCGGAGGCUUGGCGCAAGAGAACAUACUUGGGGCUUCGGCUGGUGCCCGUCCACAAGAAAUGAGACAAGAAUCAAGUUGGGAUAUACCUUGGAUCUCGGCUGGUGACCGUCCAAAAUUACCGAGAGAACAAUCAAGCUUGAAUAUACCUGGGACCUCGACAGGUGUCCGUCCAAAAGAACCGAGAGAACAAUCAAGCUUGAAGAAGCCAAUGGACAAACCUCGAGCUUCUUCAAGCACGGAUGAUAGUUCUGGAGAGUUACCGAAGAAACAGAUGAAAAUGCGACACGCGUCGGUACCAUCCUCAUUUCCACUUUAUGAAUCUUUCGAGGGGGAAAGAUUCAUCCCGUGCAAAAAGAUUUUAAUUCGAGAUUCUAAAAGAGGACAAAAAGUCAAAUAUAUGUUCCAUGUGUAUAAAUCGGAAACCAACUUGAAUGAUAGCGAGUCGGAUGAUAGCAAAACUGACACCGCGGAUGAGAACGGUCAAGAUGAACCGAAGAAAAACGUUUGAAAAAGUACGAGGAAUAUUUUAGAAUUGCAUUGAACUAUUUUUUGUAUAAUUUUACAUUCUAUGAA